AUGUUCCGAGAGGAUCUGCUCCCGUUCCCUAAUGGAUCGGGUUUGGGUUCAGGCAGCGAAAAAAUCUUCCGCAUCGACACGUCGGCCGUGGACCGGACGACGUACUACCGGCGUUCGGACACGAACCGCCAGCGGUUGAUACACAAGGCCAAGAUGAAGUCGCUCCGGAUAUCGGUCGUCAUCGUGGUGGCAUUCAUCGUUUGCUGGACGCCGUACUACAUCAUGAUGCUGAUAUUCAUGUUUCUCAACCCCACCGAGCGUUUCGGCGAGGAUCUACAAUCGGGUAUUUUCUUCUUCGGUAUGUCGAACAGUCUGAUAAACCCCCUGAUCUACGGGGCGUUCCACCUGGUGCCGAUCCGGCAACGGCGUAAUCAGUACAACCAACAUGACCAA
Molecule: messenger RNA, 393 nt
Organism: Anopheles cruzii
Lineage: Eukaryota; Metazoa; Arthropoda; Insecta; Diptera; Culicidae
Product: gonadotropin-releasing hormone receptor-like
Exons: 4
Biological process (GO): G protein-coupled receptor signaling pathway
Cellular component (GO): membrane
Molecular function (GO): G protein-coupled receptor activity; peptide binding
Source: RefSeq, a predicted model, not a curated record